Penicillium brevicompactum is the source of this 984-nucleotide messenger RNA. RefSeq names its product Major facilitator superfamily domain general substrate transporter. Gene Ontology annotation, molecular function: transmembrane transporter activity. Gene Ontology annotation, cellular component: membrane. Gene Ontology annotation, biological process: transmembrane transport. The transcript has 4 exons. The coding region runs from base 1 to 984 and encodes 327 amino acids. Lineage: Eukaryota; Fungi; Ascomycota; Eurotiomycetes; Eurotiales; Aspergillaceae. The record is from RefSeq and is a predicted model, not a curated record.
AUGUCUUCCACCCUCGGCGACCAGCUUAGCACCAAACCCGAGGCGAAAAGCCAGGAGGUCAAACAAGGCGAAGACGAGCCACAGCUACAGCCGAUACAGCAGACCAAGCGGGCUCGUCUCAAGGCUGCAGUAUGGGAUACGUGGGACAAGUCGCCCCGUGAGCGCAAACUAGUCCAAAAAGUGGACUGGUGGCUAUUGAGCUACGCAUGCACGGCAUAUUUUAUCAAAUCUUUGGAUCAGUCAAAUACUUCCAAUGCCUACGUCUCAGGCAUGAAAGAGGCCCUCGACCUGAAGGGGAAUGACCUCAACUAUCUCACCACAUACUGGAACAUCGGUUAUAUCAUCGGGCAGAUUCCAUCCCAGCUGAUACUCACCAAGAUCCGCCCAUCCAUCUGGUUACCGGCACUCGAGAUAUCAUGGAGUAUCUUCGUGAUGGCUCUGGCAAGUGCGAAGAGCGCGAAAACCAUCUUCGCGUUACGAUUUUUCAUUGGUCUUUUCGAGGCUUCCGCAUACCCAGGCAUCAUCACCCUUCUCGGGAACUGGUACACGCCACAAGAACUGGCGAAACGAAGUGCUAUUUUCCAGGCAUCUUCAAGCGCAGCAAACAUGUUUUCGGGGUAUCUCCAAGCAGCCUUGUACUCCGGGAUGGAUGGGCGUGCAGGCCUGGCCGCUUGGCAAUGGCUGUUUAUAUUUGAUGGAAUUCUCGGUAUACCUAUUGCUUUGUAUGGGUUUUGGGCGAUUCCGGAUGGACCCAGCGACUCGAGGGCAAGAUGGCUGAGUAAAGAAGAUGCCAAAUAUGCCGAGCAAAGAAUGGAGGCUGUCGGUCGAGCUCCAGCUGCCAAACUCACUUGGCGGACUUUUGUGGAUGUCUUCCGCACAUGGCCUGUGUGGUUAUUCUCCACGGUUUUUAUUGCUCACGUCUGCGGGCUGCGCAUAUACUCCUAUUUCAACAUACACAGUCGAGCAGGUCAACUGACUUUCUGA